Messenger RNA from Aaosphaeria arxii CBS 175.79, 426 nucleotides. RefSeq lists its product as uncharacterized. Bases 1 to 426 code for a protein of 141 amino acids. Lineage: Eukaryota; Fungi; Ascomycota; Dothideomycetes; Pleosporales. The transcript has a single exon. The record is from RefSeq and is a predicted model, not a curated record.
AUGCUGGAUGUUUCGCGCGACAACAGCCGAGGCACAGCAAUAACAUCGCCCGUCGAACCAACAACAACAAACGAUCAGCUCCAGAGCGACUUCAGUGCAGCAAGCACAACCAUACCAGCGCUGACAGUCUUCGAGUCCGACCAGUCCGGUAGCUAUAGGACCAUGGCGCAAUGCGCAAAGACGCUGGUGAGCGUCCCGGUGCAGGCAUUGUGCAUUUUCCUCAUCACGCAAGUCAUACAGUACGUACAUCUGUGCGUCGACGCGGUCUACGAUUUCACGGGGAGAAGAGCCAGGUCGAAACUCAGUGCCGUUGCUUGGAGCAAGCUGUCCAUCGGCCUGUUGCUGCUGAGCGCCUACCAUGCGGGGCUACUGAGGUUGACAGUCCAGGGGUACCGGAAUCUAAGGAAGGGAAGCUUGACGAAGUGA